AUGGCGAAGGCAAAAAAAAGGAAAGAUGAGUAUCUUCGCCGACGCGAAAACGGCUUUAACCUGUCUGGCGUACAUCAGGAUCGCCUUCCAUAUUACAACGCGCUGUUGGACCGGAAUUUGCGCCACCACUUUGAAAGUCGUCCACUUCAAAGCCAUUUGAAUGAGCUUGGUCUCAUUGAUCAAUGCGGUCGAAUUGUUGAUCUAGACAAGCAGAAGUCAAAGUUGUUUAUUAUCGACCAAGAGUUCAAAUUAGCCGAGGAAGCAGAGAGAAAGAAGCAGCGCGAGGAGGAAGAGCUACGUCGUCGUGUGCAAUUGAGGCGUCACGACGCACUUUGCGACGCUCAUCAGAGAGAAAAAAUGAUGCAGCUUAAAGAAGAAAAGAAGAUUGCACGUGAGAUUGUUCAAGUUACUAAAGGCUAUAGCUUUGCUGGUAAACUACCGAGGAGCAGGUAA
Molecule: messenger RNA, 453 nt
Organism: Plasmopara halstedii
Lineage: Eukaryota; Oomycota; Peronosporomycetes; Peronosporales; Peronosporaceae
Exons: 1
Coding region: 1-453 (150 amino acids)
Source: RefSeq, a predicted model, not a curated record